This is a messenger RNA of Fraxinus pennsylvanica, 1299 nucleotides long. Lineage: Eukaryota; Viridiplantae; Streptophyta; Magnoliopsida; Lamiales; Oleaceae. The record is from the annotation of a GenBank genome assembly.
AUGCCUUCAUUGAAUGAAGAGGAAUUGUUUCUCCCAUCAACGCCUGGGAAGUUUAAGGAUAGGAGCAACACAAUGCACAGACAAUUCCAUCGCUGUUUUGCCUCAACGAGUACGUUGUUUUUGUGGGCUUUGUUCUUGGUGGCACUAACGGCGUCGUAUUUGAGUUUCCAAUCAUUUGUAGAGUCGGGUAGCCGGUAUCUCUCCUCCACGUGGGGUGGUAUCCAAUGGGAGAAACAAGUACGUACCUCCGCCCAGAUCCACCGUGCAAAUGGAUUCUCCGUUCUCGUCACAGGUGCCGCCGGUUUCGUUGGCACCCAUGUUUCUCUCGCCUUGAGAAAACGAGGCGACGGCGUUGUGGGUCUGGAUAAUUUCAACGAUUAUUAUGACCCAUCAUUGAAAAAAGCCAGAAAAAGCUUGUUGAAUGCGCGAAAUAUUUUUAUUGUUGAAGGUGAUAUCAAUGAUUCUCCAUUGUUAGCCAAGCUUUUUGACGUUGUGGCGUUUACACAUGUAAUGCAUUUGGCUGCACAAGCUGGGGUUCGAUACGCCAUUGAAAAUCCACACUCGUACGUGCACAGUAAUAUUGCAGGAUUAGUCGCUCUUCUCGAAGCCUGCACAACCGCCAAUCCACAGCCUUCAAUUGUGUGGGCUAGCUCCAGCUCAGUCUACGGCCUCAAUGAAAAGGUUCCCUUCUCGGAAUUGGACCGAACCGACCAGCCAGCUUCAUUAUACGCCGCCACGAAAAAAGCCGGAGAAGAAAUUACCCACACUUACAAUCACAUUUACGGAUUAUCCAUUACCGGAUUGAGGUUCUUCACUGUUUAUGGCCCCUGGGGACGACCCGACAUGGCGUAUUUUUCCUUCACCCGGAACAUUUUGCAAGGAAAACCGAUAACAGUUUACCGUGGCAAGAACCGGGUCGACUUAGCCCGGGAUUUUACCUACAUUGAUGACAUUGUGAAGGGUUGUGUGGCUUCUCUUGACACGGCAAAGAAAAGUACCGGGUCGGGUGGGAAGAAACGAGGUCCGGCUCAGUACCGGAUCUUUAACUUGGGUAAUACGUCGCCGGUGACUGUUCCGAUGAUGGUUGGAAUAUUGGAAAGGCAACUGAAAGUUAAAGCUAAAAAGAAGAUGGUUGAAAUGCCUGGAAACGGCGACGUUCCGUUUACCCAUGCGAAUAUAAGUUUGGCCCGAAGAGAACUCGGGUAUAAACCGACAACCGAUUUGCAAACCGGGUUGAAGAAAUUUGUUAGGUGGUACCUUUCGUAUUACGGCUACAGUCACGGAAAGUCUGUAAAGUGA